Choloepus didactylus (southern two-toed sloth) is the source of this 2909-nucleotide messenger RNA. It is a transcript of the gene TKFC, whose product is annotated as triokinase and FMN cyclase. Gene Ontology annotation, biological process: glycerol catabolic process. The record is from RefSeq and is a predicted model, not a curated record. The transcript is spliced from 16 exons. The coding region runs from base 529 to 2526 and encodes 665 amino acids. Lineage: Eukaryota; Metazoa; Chordata; Mammalia; Pilosa; Megalonychidae. Gene Ontology annotation, cellular component: cytosol. Gene Ontology annotation, molecular function: ATP binding; glycerone kinase activity.
GAGUACCCGGAUGAGAGCUCCUCGCGGCUUCCUGGUGAAGUGACUGCGGCGGAGUAGGAGGUGGCUGCCCCAGGCGCGAGGUGUUUGGAGAGGUGCUAACGCCCGCUCUGUGUUCGGUUACGCCCCCGCCGACGCCCUACUCUCCGUCGGCGUCUCUCGCCCUUCCCCAGACCCGUCUCCCCCGUCCCCAUUGCUCCAGGAGCCUUUGGGGCUGUUCCCCAUUUUGGAACCGGAAGGACUUCAGAAGCUUUCAGAGGGGAGGAAAGUGACAACGAUUUCUGCAGAUCAAGCCUAGGACUGAGGUCCGUGCCUCCCUCCUCCUUAACCCUCCUGGUUCCCUAAGACAGCCGGGAACCCCGCCCUACCCUAGAGCAAGCACCUCGCCUUACCUGGGGAGCACGGGGACACUCACUUCUCUCCCCCUGUGCUGCUGCCACCUUGAGACCUAGGUAGCGCCGGCAGGAGCUCUGGUCCUCUGGAGAUUCAGUGUGAAGGUGUGAACCCAGCCUCCUUCAGAGCCUUCCCACCAUGACCUCCAAGAAGCUGGUGAACUCGGUAGCAGGCUGCGCUGACGACGCCCUCGCUGGCCUGGUGGCCUGUAACCCCAGCCUGCAGCUCCUGCAGGGGCACCGUGUGGCCCUCCGUUCUGACCUGGACAGCCUCAAGGGCCAAGUGGCCCUGCUGUCGGGCGGGGGCUCCGGCCAUGAGCCUGCCCACGCUGGUUUCGUAGGGAAGGGGAUGCUGACGGGGGUCAUUGCGGGAGCUGUGUUCACCUCCCCAGCAGUGGGCAGCAUCCUGGCGGCCAUCAGGGCGGUGGCCCAGGCAGGCACAGCGGGGACCCUCCUCAUCGUAAAGAACUACACCGGGGACAGGCUCAACUUUGGCCUGGCCCUGGAGCAGGCCCGGGCUGAGGGCAUCCCUGUGGAGAUGGUGGUCAUCGGAGAUGACAGUGCCUUCACCACCCUCAGGAAGACGGGCCGGCGGGGGCUGUGUGGCACAGUGCUGAUCCACAAGGUGGCGGGUGCCCUGGCUGAGGCAGGUGUGGGGCUGGAGGAAAUCACAAGACGGGUGAGCUUGGUCGCCAAGGCCAUGGGUACCCUGGGGGUGAGCUUGUCCUCCUGCAGCGUCCCUGGUUCCAAACCCACCUUUGAGCUCUCAGCGGAUGAGAUAGAGCUGGGCCUGGGGAUCCACGGGGAAGCUGGCGUGCGUCGGAUAAAGAUGGCAACCGCUGACGAGAUUGUGACACUCAUGCUCGACCACAUGACCGACUCCUCCAAUGCGUCCCACGUGCCUGCGCUUUUAGGCUCCUCGGUGGUGUUGGUGGUCAACAACCUCGGUGGCUUGUCUUUCCUCGAGCUGGGCAUCAUAGCCGACGCUGCCGUCCGCUGUCUGGAGGGCCGCGGGGUGAAGAUCGCCCGAGCCCUGGUGGGCACCUUCAUGUCCGCGCUGGAGAUGCCCGGCGUUUCCCUCACCUUCAUGCUGGUGGAUGAGCCCCUCCUGGACCUGAUAGAUGCUGAGACCACUGCCGCAGCCUGGCCGAACGUGGCCAAGGUCCCCGUGACUGGACGGAAGCGGAGCCGGGCAGCCCCUGCCGAGCCCCCAGAGGUCCCCGAUUCCGCUGCUGCAGGAGGUACCAGACCCUGCUGUGAGGCAAGGGUGAGGGUAGUCUUCCUCGGUGGCCCAGGGCUUUGGCCUGAGCCCCGCGGGGUGGGGGGGCGUGCAGUGGGCUACGCAGGGCCCUGGCACCCACACCGGUCAGGCCUGCUUGUGAGAAGAGCCAGGGGGGCCUCUUCUCCACUGCCCUCACUUUCUAGGCUUAGACUCCAAGUGGGUGGUGCUUGUGCUGGAACGGGUGUGCACCAGCCUCCUGGACCUGGAGGAACAUCUGAACGCUCUGGACCGGGCUGCAGGCGACGGGGACUGUGGCACCACCCACAGCCGUGCAGCCAGAGCAAUCCAGGAGUGGCUGAAAGAGGGUCCCCCCCCUGCCAGCCCUGCCCAGCUCCUCUCCAAGCUGUCCUUCCUGCUCCUGGAGAAGAUGGGAGGCUCAUCUGGGGCGGUGAGCGCCACAGGGCUGGCAGGGAGAGAGGGCAUCCCGGCUGGGCUCCUCGGGCUCACAGUUCUGGUCCUCCCCAGCUCUAUGGCCUGUUCCUCACUGCUGCUGCCCAGCCCCUCAAGGCCGGGACUGACCUCCCAGCGUGGUCUGCUGCCAUGGAUGCUGGCCUGGAGGCCAUGCAGAAGUAUGGAAAAGCUGCCCCGGGGGACAGGACAAUGCUGGAUGCUCUGUGGGCAGCAGGACAGGAGCUCAAAGCCUGGAAGAACCCAGGGGCUGAUCUGUUGCAAGUCCUGAGCAAAGCAGUCAAGAUUGCUGAAGCUGCUGCCGAGGCCACCAGGAGUAUGGAAGCUAGAGCCGGAAGAGCCAGUUACAUCAGCUCCGCGCGGCUGGAUCAGCCAGACCCCGGGGCAGUGGCCGUGGCCGCCAUUCUCCGGGCCAUCCUUAAGGUCUUGCAGAGCUCAGAUGUGUGACUACCUCCCUCAGCCUCAGCUCCUUGCCCACUGCUGCCCUGAGGUGGCCACUGUCAACUUUUCAACUGCUGCCCUCCCAUCACCCCCACCCUGAGCACCUGUGCUCUGGGUUCAGCAGGGAGUCCCCCACCGAGGCUCCAGAAGGCCUCCGUGCAGAGGCCCAGGGGGGUCCAUGUACCUCCUCAGGCAGAGUGGAGUCCCAGGGUCACCUAGCCCUGCCCCCAACUCUGGGCUUCAGUGUUAAGGCAUUUUCCCUGGGCUGGCAGCACAACUGUUCCCUGCCAAUGCCAAUAUGGUAUUAAGAUUCUCCCUUUGAAAGGCUUUCUGCACCUGAAUCUGAGCCAUUGUGGAAGAGAAAGCUAAUAAACCACAUUGAAACAACA